Messenger RNA from Anoplophora glabripennis (Asian longhorned beetle), 2124 nucleotides. RefSeq names its product FMRFamide receptor-like (gene Proc-R). Gene Ontology annotation, molecular function: G protein-coupled receptor activity. Gene Ontology annotation, biological process: G protein-coupled receptor signaling pathway. The transcript has 8 exons. The record is from RefSeq and is a predicted model, not a curated record. The coding region runs from base 347 to 1957 and encodes 536 amino acids. Gene Ontology annotation, cellular component: membrane. NCBI's taxonomy places the organism in Eukaryota, Metazoa, Arthropoda, Insecta, Coleoptera, Cerambycidae.
UAUUAAAAGAUGAUGUAUCUCGGCAGUACUGGCAUCUCCCAGUUCUCAUAAAAAUGUUUUCGACUCACUUAAAUGAAAAUAAAGCGUGAGCAAUUAUAAUUCCUGUACUCGAAUUAGUGCUGUUGUGCAAAUAUACUGUGCUAUUAACACGAAGUGGAUAUUUAAGUUAAUUUAGUUGAUAAUUAAUUGAAUUAGGAAUAUUUUAAUCGCAACUCACUUAAAAUGCUGAUACUCCGCCGGACAUCGUGAUGUAUCCCAUCUGCUUAAUUGGAAAACAGUUAAACUACGGAAGCUCCUAUUAAUUGGAGAAUGACUAUAGUUCACAUUCGGUACAAAAUAGUCUAAGAUGAACGAUACGAGAGAUCCCAACACAGAGCUUAUUCUACAAGCUUCAAGAUUUUGGAUACAGAGGGUUUUAGUGCCUAUCACUGUAGUUAUCGGAGUAGCAGGAAAUACAAUCACUGUGAUGGUUUUAACAAGGCGAAGAAUGAGAAGUUCAACGAAUAUAUAUCUCUCUGCACUUGCUAUAGCUGAUAUUAUUCAUCUAUUCUUCGUAUUACUAUUAUCGUUCAAACAUUAUUCCAAUAUUCACGAUGGUAAAUAUGAACUGUAUUGGAGAUUUCUGGGAAUAAUGUUUUGGUUUUGUGAUGCUGCAAGCAGCACGUCAGUAUGGCUAACGGUCUCAUUUACAGUAGAAAGAUACAUAGCAGUAUGUCAUCCUAUAAAGGGCAAAUUUUUUUGUACAGAAACAAGAGCGAAGAGCGUAAUCGUAAUAGUGUAUAUUUUAUGCAUUCUAACUACUGCAUCUACAAGCUUCGAAUACCAGUUGAACCUGAACGAAACGUGCAUACAGGAAGACUGUGAAACACACAUAAAGAAACUUCAACCAACGCAGAGUUCACUUAACAAUGGUACUGAUAAUCAUUAUAUCAUAAAUCAUACCAUCAUGCUCAAUACAAAUUUCCCACCCGGUAGUAUAGCUUCACAUCCCAAUUUAGAUGAAAAGUAUUUUAAAAAGUUAAAACUAAUUAUUCUUACUAAUUGCGAAUUGCAACCUUGUAUAAUAUAUAUUCCUCCUUUAGCUUUAAAUGUUUCUAAAGAUAAGAUUACGAAACCAGAUAUUAUAGUGAAGGAGUUGGACACUGAUGGUUCGUAUAUGACGUCCAAAAUUCAAAGUACAUUGGAACCUGUUCUGGAGAAACCACCCAUCAAUAGUACCACUUAUUUGGAUAGUACCGAUAACAAAACCGAAUUAGAAUUGAGAAAUAAGACUUGUUGCAUUAAGCAUUAUACAAUUGAUGAAGAGUCUACGAGUCUUGGAAAGAAUGAUACGUACAUGACCAUAAUGUAUUGGUAUAGUUCUUUAUGUUUUUGUCUAAUUCCCUUGAUUCUUAUUGCCACAUUCAAUUCAUUCUUGGUUCGAGCUGUUUACCUGUCCCAAAAGAUGAGAAGGCAAAUGACAAAUUCACAGGAAAGUAUUGGACAUACAAAUGAAAAAAGGAUAACUCUCAUGCUGAUCGGAGUUAUAAUAUUAUUCAUAAUUUGUCACACUCCUACUGCAUCAAUUUUGAUUUAUAACAGUUUUCACAAAUCUAAAACUUCAAGAGAAGAGAACAUUAAAAAAGUUUUAGGUAACUUCUUUAAUUUUCUCGGCAUAGUAAAUGCCUCUUGUAACUUUUUACUAUACUGUGUUUUUUCUAAAAAAUUUCGAAGCACAUUUAUGAAGUUAUUCUUCGAACGCAAAAAGAAAAAACAAGACAUAAUCAUGUUAUCUUCUACGAAAAGUAGGAGUUCUCAGAAGUUUAAUCCGUAUAAACACGGCAUAAUGAGAAGAAAUGCCUCCGAAUAUCAAACUCCAAGAAAUUUGGAGACCCAAAGUUUGACCAGUGCACCUCGAUCGACAUCACUAAUUAUUCGACCUGUGGGAAAAGCAAAAUCAAGUGAUUUGAUAACUUAAACUAUAUUAGUUUAUUAGAAAUUCUGAUGUACCUAAUUAUUACUUGCUUUGUAAAGAGAUUUAUAUAUUUAAUAUAUGUAUAUUAAGUAUUAAAAGAUGUAAAACUUAUCUACUACCUACGUCUUGUAAAAUAUAUACUUAAACAUACACUACUGUUCAAUAAAUUA